GACAUCAACUUUUUGAUUAUUCCUUUUCUAUUUAUGUAGACGUUACCACUUUUGUUCGUUCGUCCACUCAUUUUCCUAGAAGUCGAGGGGCGCGACAUGGAUUAUAUCCAACCUCAUUUUAUAUAUGGAAAUAUCUUUCAGUAUUUAGACCAAUAAUGACUGACACACAUGUGUAAUAAAAAUAAAAAUAUCAAAUAAAAACCUUUUUUUUUGUCCAACAUAAAUAAAAACCUAUACUCAGUUUUAAGAUAAAGUUAGAGAGAGGCAAGGUGAGCACUCAAAUACUUCAUGAUUGGUAGGAAAGGAAGAAUCAAAUCCCUUAAACAUUAUUAUGGGCUCUUACUGUGUAAGUAAUCUCUUGUUGGGUCACCCAUUUAUACUCUGCCAAAAAACAGUGGGCUGUAUGUUCUUUGGUCUUUUAAUUUAAUAGCAACCCAAUUUAAACACUCCGGGCUAUAUACUCUAUUCCCAUGGCUCUAUUCAGAUUAAAACGCUGCGCUUUAUAUCCUGUCAGUGUCAGGGGAGUCAGCCUUUGUCAAAAUAAAACAAAACAAAACACUCCGUUUUAUACUAUCUUGUAUUCGUGUCAGAUUAAAACGCUGCGCUUUGAGUCUUGUAUUCCCGCGUAAAAAUCUCCCCCCUUUGUUAUCGGAAGGACGCAGGCGAAAACCUAAAGCUCAUUUUGCUAACGCCAUGGACGUAAGCGAUGUCCAGGAAGACCUAAUGGUUGAAGAAGACUCCAUGGACGAUCUCAUCAGAGACCGAUUCAGACUCUCCGCUAUCUCUAUCGCCGAAUCCGAGGCAAAGAAAAGUGGGAUGGAGAUAGCAGGACCUGUUGUAGCAUGCGUGGCUGAUCUAGCCUUCAAAUAUGCAGAGAAUGUUGCAAAGGACCUUGAACUCUUUGCUCAUCAUGCUGGACGCAAAGUUGUCAAUAUGGACGAUGUUGUUCUCUCCGCGCACAGAAACGAUAACUUAGCUGCGUCUUUGAGGUCAUUGUGCAAUGAGCUAAAGGCAAAGGAGCCACAAUCUGAGAGGAAACGCAAGAAAGUGUCUACCAAGAAAGAUGACAAAGCCAGUAGUAGCAAUGCUCCUGUUCGCACCACCGAUCUCUAAAUCUUCACUCCUACAAUAACAUCUUAGAUACAAAGCUUGGUGAAGAAGCUCUUAAAUGUCCUGGACUCCUGGAAGUUUUUCUGCAAUUUUAUACAAGACUUUUUCAUUAACUUUCUUACUUUUAAAUCCUUAAUGUAAUACUGUAUUAGUAGGCUACGUAUAUUUAGAGAAUCUAUGCAUAUAUCUCUUGUGAAUAUAUUUUCUAUUUUCUGCAUUUUACAACGUCUUUAGUGUCUUUA
Molecule: messenger RNA, 1352 nt
Organism: Brassica rapa (field mustard)
Lineage: Eukaryota; Viridiplantae; Streptophyta; Magnoliopsida; Brassicales; Brassicaceae
Product: protein MHF1 homolog
Biological process (GO): replication fork processing; resolution of meiotic recombination intermediates
Cellular component (GO): FANCM-MHF complex
Molecular function (GO): chromatin binding; protein heterodimerization activity
Source: RefSeq, a predicted model, not a curated record